Molecule: messenger RNA, 546 nt
Organism: Anisakis simplex (herring worm)
Lineage: Eukaryota; Metazoa; Nematoda; Chromadorea; Rhabditida; Anisakidae
Source: the annotation of a GenBank genome assembly
AUGGCUUUGGCAUCGCCAUCUUUGUCAGAACUUUUCGAGGAGGAUUCGAAGUAUCUGUUUCGAGAUGCUCGUUUGAAAUCAUACACCAAGAAUUGGCCACAUAAAGAACCAAACUUGAGUCCUGAGAAGGUUCCAUUCGUAAUUCAGAUGGCCGAUGCUGGUUUCUUUUUCAAUCCUGGAAACAGUGACGACGAUGACGAUAACGUGCAGUGUCCUUUUUGUUUCAAGCAACUCACCGGUUGGGAGCCGGACGAUGAUCCAUUGCUUGAACAUCAAAAACGACAAGAUCGGUGCUACUUCGUGCGUAUGGGGAAAAAAGAAGAGGACUGGACGGUACAGGAUUUUAUGCUGCUUCUUGCGCAACGAAGAUGUGCUAGUUUGGUGAGCAGCAUUGCUUUAUUUCCGUUUUGGUUGAUAUUUCAGCACUCUUUGCCAACGUCGCUUGUGCAUUGUUGCUCUAUUUUUGCAACAAUUUUUAUGUUACAUUCAUUUUUGUAUUCACGUUGUCUAUUUUGCUUUUCAAUUAUUAUCUAUCUUUUUUGCUAA